GAUCAGGACAAACAGGCCUCACGCACGCACUGAAACGCCAACCUGAACCAGAUUAUUCCUGUUUGGGAAACGCUGUGUACGCCAUUCUCCCUCAAACACACACACACACAUUAAAACGCCAAAAUUCGCGCCGCGUUUGACAAAAAAAUGACGCUCGGAAAUACAGAUACAUUACAUUCUCCUGUUUUUUGUUUUAUAGCUCCACGUAGUUUAUGGUUAUUAUCUGGCCUUGUCGCAGUCGAGAAGCUUUAUCCACUUGCUCUUCGACAAGAGAUAAAGAGAGAGGAGUGCGCAUGCGCAAGAAGUUGCUAGAUGAUUACUUUUCACCCAGAUACAAGAGCUGCUGCUGUUCAUGCUGCUGGUGCGGAUUCCUGUGACCUUAUAUGGCAGUGUGGGGGAUGGAAAGGCGCCUUUACUCUCCGGACCAGGCAACUGACGAUAGUUCCUCAAACGCACACUGAAAUGUGUUUUUACCCUCUUUCCCCCCUCGUCGGGAGCUACACCCUCACAGCGAAAUGAUAGAAAUAAAUACUUCACCGUCGACUCGUGUAAACUCUGAUGUUAUGAAAACAACCGACACAAUCCUAGGAGGGAGAGAAACUCCCUGUCUUUAACUCUCUCUCUCUUUCUCGCUCGCUCUCUCUCUCCGUCCCCCUGGAGUGAUCGAGCCUCACCCAGUUAUGGCGCAGCAACAUUUCACAGCACAGUGCUAUCCUUUGUCUGUAAAGAAGCCAUUUUGUGAACAACAGCAGUUGGAAGAGAAAACCCUCUGAACAAGUGUAGCCUAGAAAAAAAUUGUCCAAAUGGAAAGCAGUACAGAUUUUUCCUAGUAUGAUGGUCUUUUUGCUCUUUAAGCUGUGGAUUACAUGUUUUUUUGAAUACCAACUGAGACGCUCUCCCACCCCAUUAUUAAUGCCAUUAUUAGAGGAUCCGAAGAUGGAGCUGAAAACAUUGCUGCCCCUGCGUUUAGGCCUGUUAACUGCUUUUCACCAAAGUGCUGAGGUAAAAUGGCUGCCGACAGCGCUCAGCCCCCUCUCUCAGCUCUCUGUUGAAGGACUCCUGAGCCGUGCUUCUAAUAGAGACUCUGCUCCUCCGCCGCUGCGCUCUGAUUGGCCCGCGGAUCCACCGCUCUUAACCAGCCAAUUGCCCGAGCAGCAAAACAUCGGGCAAUGUCAACGAAAAUCGACUUCAGCCUUCCCCCAAAUUUGUAAUAAAUUACAAGAACGAUUAAAAAAACGUUAUCAACAUAAAGGACUUGAAUAUCGUUAAAACAAAACAAAAUACGGACUUAAACACGCUGAGGCACUAGAUGUUUGCGUGCAUUCAUAACAGGCGAAGGACGGCUUUAGAGACGCUUUACAUUUAUUUUGCCAUACUUGCGCUCGUUAAAUUCGAAACAAAGCAACAUAUAAUUAAAAACAUAAAAAACAUAAAAACUCUCCACUGAAACUAAUACUACUUAUAGAACUUAGUCGUUGCGGCAGAUAGUUUCGUAACAAUCCUACCGAACUGUUCUUUUUGUUAUCAUAUUUCGGUGUGACUCUGAGUUGUCAAAUUCUAACUGCAACUGAUGUUGUCUUUUUUAUUAGCUAACUGUAGCAGUUGAGAAGAAAUUGACCCUUGUGUCUAUCUUGUGUUUGCUAUUUAGGUAAAUGAAGACGGCAGAUUCGCCAUAAAUAAGCAUUAAGCGAUUUAUUCACCAAUUGCCGCUAUUAGCUAUCCGUGAUAGUGGACCUAACCAAUAUUGACGGUUAUGUUAGGUAGAGCUGUGUUGUUAUUAAAAACACAGUUAAAUGAACAGUAGGGAAGGGAAUAGAUUUGUGUCGAAAGUGCGACAACCGUCGAAAGGAGGAGGACAAGCCUGGCGGUGUAUUGUAGGAGAGACAGGGAUCCUCAGAGCAGACACACAUACACAUACACACAAUAUGUGUUGGCUCUCGCCGUAAAGGAGGCAGUAUUCUUCAAGCUAAAUCAUGUAAUGUAAGCGGCGAAAAGGGAAAGCGAUUCGCGUCUUUUCAUCCGUUCUGGAAACAAAAAACCACUCGAUCGGACGAACCAUGUCCAAGCCAGGCGAGAGAAACAGAUUGAACGAAGACCAUGGCAGAAAGCAGAGUUCAAGUUUGGCGAACGGCAUGGACAGUCAUCCUGUCUGCGGCUCGGCGGAGAAGCGGAGUCACCACUGUAGAAGUUACAAGUUGAUCAUCGACCCGGCGCUGAAGAAGGGAGAACACAAACUGUAUCGCUACGAUGGACAGACUUUCAACCUGCCCAACCCCGGGAUUCCACCGGUGGACAUCGUCCGGGACCCGAGGAUCGGUCGUCUUUGGACAAAGUAUAAAGAAACGGAUCUUCCGGUGCCUAAAUUUAAGAUCGAUGAGUUUUAUAUUGGUCCUGUGCCUCCCAAGGAGGUGACAUUUGCCAGGCUGAACGACAAUAUCAGGGAAGGAUUUCUUACGGACAUGUGCAAGAAGUUCGGGGUCAUCGAGCAGGUGGAGAUCCUGUACAAUCCGAAGAACAAGAAGCACUUGGGGAUUGCUAAAGUUGUUUUUGAGAGCGUGAAAGCUGCCAAAUCAGCUGUUCAGUCGCUCCACAACACAUCUGUUAUGGGAAACCUUAUCCACGUGGAGCUGGACCCAAAAGGUGAGAAUCGCCUCAGGUAUUUCCAGCUCCUGAUGAAUGGCAGCUACACACCGAGGACCCUACCUGUUGGUGGAGAGGAACUGAGGGAAGUUUCUCCUCGUAGCCUGGCAGAAGCAUUACUGGCUUGCGAGCCAAUCCGCAGGUUGUCGGAGGGCAGUCUGUCAGGUGUGGCACCGACGUUACCCCCCAGCAGCUCCACCACUCCUCUGUCCCUGGAGACCGGCUACUCCAGCCUAAGGCAGGACACGCCUCAGUCCCAGGGAACUCCUCAUACUCCACGUCCGAGCAGCACGCCCUUCUCACAGGACUCCAAUUACUCCAGUCGGCAGUCCACGCCUGCGUACCAGUCGGGUCGGUCCGAGAACUCUGGAGGAUACAAAUCCCGGAGGCACGAGAGUAAGUUUCAGGAUGCGUACAACCGCCGGCCGGAGAGGCCUCAGUAUCGCAGCAACAUGUACCGCAAUUCGAACUCUGAGGCAGCGCCCUUCAAGCAGCACCAACUCACACCACCUGAACCUCCACCGUCCACCCCAUCUUACACCUAUGCAGCACCCCCUCCUGCUACACCAAACUUUAAGUCCACCAUACCCCCCUACCAGGCUCCUCUCCCCCCUGCGUACCCCGUCUCAGAGCCACCGUACCACCACCCACCUCAGAGGGAGGAGGAGUACCUUCGACCCCCACAGCCGCCUCUGGCAGCUGCCGCGGACUUUGUGCCCAUUAAAGAUAGACCAGAAACCCCCCCUAUCCCCGAGCCCCCCCCAGAACCGGUCCCUCUGCCGACCACCCCCCCUCCUCAGACACCAGAACGCUGUCCCUCACCCGGCUCUCCCACGCCCGAUCCAGAGCGCAACAGCCUGGAUUCCCGCAUUGAAAUGCUUCUCAAAGAGAAAAGGACAAAGCUGCUGCCUUUUUUAGAGGAGCGGGACUCGGACACCGAGGUACGAAUGGUGGGCAGUCCCAUUUCCUCCUCGUCCUCUCAGUUGUCCCCGAUCCCCCCUUACACAGGCGGGCAGCAAACAUCCCGUCCCUGCAGCACAGGUUUGGAGGACAUCAGCCCGACCCCGCUGCCAGACACGGAUGACGAGGAGCCGAUUCCUGGAACUGCCACGCUGAUCAAGAGGACGAGUUCGCCCGUCCCUGAGAAGUUGAGCAACAGUGACCACAAAGAUGGACAUUUCCAAGCGCACACUCCCAGCGAUAAAAUGGACAUGGCCCAGUCGUCGGGAGAGGACAUGGAGAUCUCGGAGGACGAGAUGCCCGGGACUCCGAUCGCCAGCGGAGAGUGUGGCAAGGGCAUUGUUGUCAACUCGGCCGUUUCUCCCAUGCAGACCAUUCCCAUGCCUCUGCCUGGCUUCCCCACUCUAGCGCACCAGGCCGGCUUCCAGAUCCCGCACCACCACUUGCACUCGACGGUCCCGGGACACCCGGGUCACCUUGGCGCUCACCCCGGAGUGCCGCCGCACAUGCUUCCGCACAUGAACCCUUACCCCCACAGCAUGGUGCCGCUGGUGCAGAUGGAGCUAAUGAACUGCCUGCGGUGGGAACAGUGGAGCACGGUUCCCAUGUCGUUCCAGAUGCAGCAGCAGAUGCUGAGUCGCAUCGCUCAGACCCGGGGGCCGUAUCCUUUUCCGCAUUUUAUGGACAGCGGUGCGUUCGGCGGCCUGUAUCCUCCCUUGUCGAUCGGCGCUGCCCCCGUGAACGGCAACACCGGGUCACAUGGGCAGCAGUGGCAACAUCCGACCGUACCAAAGUUCAACCCCACCGUGCCCCCUCCGGGAUAUGACGGGAAGAAGGAGGAUCCGCACAAGGCCACGGUGGAAGGCGUCCUCCUGGUCAUCGUCAAAGAGCUGAAGGCCAUCAUGAAGAGGGACCUCAACCGCAAAAUGGUGGAGGUGGUGGCGUUCAGGGCCUUCGAUGAGUGGUGGGACAAGAAGGAGCGCUCGGCAAAGGCAACGCUCACCCCUGUGAAGGGUGUGGAAGGAAAAGAAGAAGAGAGGCCCAAACCCAAGGAACCGAUGGGUUCGAGUCUGUUGGAGAACUGGAACAAAGGUGAAGGGCUGGGCUACGAGGGAAUGGGCCUGGGCAUCGGUCUGAGGGGAGCCAUCCGCCUGCCGUCCUUCAAGGUGAAAAGGAAAGGUCCGCCUGAGGCCGCGUCGGGAGGAGAAAGUAAAAGAGCCCGACCGUCAACGCCAGCUGACGACGAGCUGGAGGACGAAGACCGGGAUCGAGACCAAGCAGAUCGCAACUUGGACGACUCGAAGGCGGACAGCGACGGUCUCUCUUCAAAACGACGGCACUCUCGACCGCUGGAGCUGGACAGUGAGGGCGAGGAGGAGGAGGCAGACACCUCAGGGAAGGAGGAGGAGUCUCUGUCUGACCGGGAGGAGGAACCUGACAAAACGGGCGCUGUGGCCAAAGUUUUGUUAGAAAAGCAGAGUGGAGACGAGGACAGUGAGGACGAAGAAAAGGAAGACUCCUCCAGUGAGAGCGCGUCCUCCGACUCGUCUGACGACGAAGCCCAGAGCUCGGCCUCCUCGAAGGUCAGCUCGGACUCUUCCGCAGGAAGCUCGGACUCCUCGGAGGAGUCGAGUUCAGAGGAGGAAGAUGAGGAGGAAGUGAAAAGAAGGGUGGAAGAAGCAGAGGACGGGGACGCGGAGUCGUCCUCGUCCUCAUCCUCGUCGUCUUCGUCUUCUGAUGAGGAGGAGGCGGAGCAGGAAGCCAAACCCCCGACUCCGCCUGCUCUAUCGGUUCUAGAUGAUCUUGAAGACAAGAGCAGUAAAGAGGCACAAAGUCUGAAGUCCAAACGCAGACCACCGAGUCCAGCAGAGCAGCCGGUGGACGAGAGGCCGCCGUCGCCCAAAGACGCCUCCGUCAAAGUGGGAGACGUCCCUGCGGUGAAGUCUGAAACUCAGGAGCAUGUAGCAAACCUUCGGCCAACCACUCACUCAGUGACCGUGUCUGACAGUGACCAGGACUCGAAAGCCAAAGGUAAAACAGAGCAUGUGGACGCGGCCCCCACCCCUGGUCUGUUAGCUCCUCCCCCCUUAGAUCCAAGCACAUCAGUUCCCAAACCCGUUUCCACGUCGACGAUGCAUCUCCCUCUCCCGCCUCACCCUACGAUCGAAGGUCGUUCCCUGCUUCAUCCUCCCCCUGGUCCUCUAGCCGAUGUCCCUCAGCGAAACAGGCUCCCCACUGACGAGGACGUUCCUCGUACACCGGGCAGAGACCUGAUGGAGCGAGGCCGGGGUCUGGGGAAGUCCCAGAGCACGGACACUGUGCCCAACACGCCCGGCAGCGACGCUCCUCUCACUGGCAGUAGCCUGCUGCUCAGCUCGCCCCACAUCCCCGGCAGCCCCUUUUCCUACCCCGCUCAGUCGCCCGUCCUCAGUGCUGGAGUCCCUCGUACUCCAGGGAGAGACUUAACCUUCGCCCCCGUCUUCCCCGACCCCGCAGCACUAACACUCAGUAGGAAGGUGUCCUCUGAGAGCCUGGACGAUAGGCCGGUCUUCAAAGAGCCACCAAUCAAUGCACUGCCUAACCAAGCCCCGACUGCUGCCUCAGAACACUCGGCCGUUGUACCUGAAGAUCUGCCUGCUGGUCUCACCGUAGAUGCCCCGGUGCCGUCAGACACGGCCGUGUCAAAGAAGAAAUCUGGACGAACCAAAAGCAAAAAGAUCCCGGCCUCGUCUCCGGCCGAGGAGUCUUUGGAACCGUCGUCGGAGUCCGCGCUGCCGCGUCACGAGGCCAAGCUCGCCGGCCUGGCCUCACAAGUUACCUCCGUCAAGUCCCCCGGGCGUACGAGCCUGGACUUCCGGGAAGCAGAGGCGGAGGCUCAGACGGUGCUGCCGUCGGACGAUGGUUUUCUCUCCUACGAAGAAGAGACGCCCGUGAAGCCAGCGCGGAGGGCGCGGCGAAGCUGGGAGGAGCUGCUGCUGAACAGCCUGUCUCCCGUCACCACGCCGCCCCGGCCGUACUUCAAGCCGCGGUCCGACUUUGAGGAGAUGACCAUCCUGUACGACAUCUGGAACGAGGGCAUUGACGAGGAGGACAUGCGAUAUCUUCAGAUCACCUACGACAAGCUGCUGCAGCAGGACAACGGCAACGACUGGCUGAACGACACGCUGUGGGUCAACCAUCCUCCAACCAACAUCCCUGGAGUGAAGAAGAAGAGAAGGGACGAUGGAAUGAGGGAUCACAUGACCGGCUGUGCCAGGAGCGAGGGCUACUACAAGAUCGACAAGAAGGACAAGCUCAAGUACCUGGAGAGCACGCGGCUGGAGUCGGAGGAGCCGCCGGUCGACACUCAGGGCAUGAGCAUUCCGGCGCAGGUCCACGCCUCCACCAGAUCCGGCUCGGAGCGGCGGUCGGAGCAGAGACGACUCUUGUCCUCGUUUGCAUGUGACAGCGACCUGCUGAAGCUGAACCAGCUGAAGUUCCGUAAAAAGAAGAUCCGGUUCUGCAGAUCCAACAUCCACGACUGGGGUCUGUUUGCCAUGGAGCCCAUCGCUGCUGAUGAAAUGGUCAUUGAGUAUGUGGGUCAGAACAUCAGACAGGUGAUCGCGGACAUGAGGGAGAAACGCUACGAGGAGGAGGGCAUCGGCAGCAGCUACAUGUUCCGCGUCGACCACGACACCAUCAUCGACGCCACCAAGUGCGGCAACUUUGCCCGAUUCAUCAACCACAGCUGCAACCCUAACUGUUAUGCGAAGGUCAUCACGGUGGAGUCGCAGAAGAAGAUCGUGAUCUACUCCAGGCAGCCCAUCAACGUCAACGAGGAGAUCACGUACGACUACAAGUUCCCCAUCGAGGACGUGAAGAUCCCCUGUCUGUGCGGAGCGGAGAACUGCAGAGGAACGCUCAACUAACGUCCUCCCCACGACCCAAGAGGAAACCGUUCACGUCCCAGAUCAGCGUCCUCGGAUGAAGACGGAGCGACCGACGCGAGGUUCGGUUUGGGAGGAGGAGGAGAAACAAAAGUCGCCUGGAUUCGGUUUCCAGUCGCUGCGUGAACUUCGAGAAUGUUUACGAUUCAUGGUGCUCUUGAGCUGAAAAGAGAAGACGAGGAGAGUUUUUUUUUUUUUUACGCCAGUGACCCAGAGUUCCCAGAACCCCGACUCACUGACGUUGGUCGUCUUUCCCUCAGCGUUCACAGUAUUUCGGCCGCGGCUCCGUUCGAGUCCUGGUUUGUACAGUUUUACACUUGUUGCGUUUCUCAUUCGUCUCAUAAGCUUUACGUCCGACACACACUUUCAUGAUCAGCUGCUGACUAACACUUUUGCGACGCACAAGCCGGUAAAGAAUAACACACCCCCGUGUGUGAGGGGUCGGCGUCGAGAAGACGGCGUUCCCAUCCAACAGCGGGCAGGAAAAGCCCAAAGUCCGAACCCUGCCCUCCGGCUCCUACCUCCUCUGAAGUUUUUCUGCUUUUGGAAGACGUCAAACUGAAUAGAAACGCCCGAAAAGAAGCGCGUCAAAUCCUGCCACAGAAUCUGUAACCGUAUGGAGACCAGACGUGCUAUCACCAGCCAAUGACGGGGCGCGCUGCUUCCUGUUUGUUUAUGCAAAAAAAAAAAGAAGAAAAAAAAGAAGACUGAGUAGAAGAGGCGCAGAUAUUUGUACUGAUGAAAUUCCAGUGUUCCCACUUUGGUUCGAAGGCUCCGGUCUUCACGAUCCUUUACACUAAAGUACACUAUAUUUGUGCGUGCGUGCGUGCGUGCGUGAGAGAGAGAAGGCGUUCAUCAAGCUUCCAAGUCAUGAAGUAUUUAUCAACACAUCUGUUGAUCUUCUGUAUGUGUGACUAUAUGAAUGAAUGAAUGUGAGUGCACUGCCCCCUGUAGGCCACUUUGCAGAAGGUCUCUUGACCAUAACAGAAAAGAACAGUUAACGCUCAAGGACACCCCUGCUGGACAGUAUCUCCAAAAUAGUCAGUUAAAUCAAACGUUGGAUUAUUCCUCGUUGUUUAAAUCCUAAUCUGGAUUACAGUUUGUACCGACACACGGCUGAGCUAGCUGAGCUAGCUGAGCUAACUGAGUAGCGGAAAAGAUAGAACAUCUGGUCCAGUGUAGAACACAGUAGCAGACGCAGCCCUGGUGUUAUCAAACUAGCCUCUAGGGGCAGUUUUUUGUCUCAUAACGUGCUCAAAAUAUCAGUACAAGUACUAUGCAACAUGAAUUGCUUCCCAAGUGCUUGUUAGCCUGUCAUUGUUGAUGCACGGGUUCCCCUCACAUGUCGUCCGUGUCUCGACGACACGAGCCGGUCCCUGCACCGCCCUUUUGGUUUUCUGAGGGGUAAACAGGUUGGUGACUGUUGAUAAAGUUCCUUUGAAGAUCAGUGGGUACUGUAAAAAAAAAAAAAAAAACAACGAUCCACGUUGCAUGGCACUUGUAGUGACAAAAAGUUUUGUUUUGCGUUGAGAAGGUCGAUCGGUGACUACGAUAUUAAUUCCACCGUUGACCGACUCAUUUGAAAACGCCUCAAAUGUCUUAAGGUCACAGUCGGAGUCAGAGGUCAGAGGUCAGGGACGAGCACAGACACAAGAAGUUCAACAAGAAUAAAUAAUCAGAAAUACUCAUCUAAACUAAAAGAAGUUGAUAAAUCUUUAACUAGUCUUUAACUAGUCAUUAACUAGUCAUUAACUAGUUAUUGACUUCCUUCAACUGACAGUGCUGCGUGACCUCUGACGACCUCUUGUGUUGACGUGGUCGGUGAAAAGAUGGGUUUAUCUCUCGAUGUUGAAGUGCCAUAUGGUUGUGUCUCUGUCGGUCACUCUGUCUGAGCGACAGUGGACCAGAGGUGGGCGCUGUUGGGCGGUUGUCAUGGUUUCCACCUCUUCCUGCAGCAGUGUUCAAGGUUCCCUGUGAGACCAAAGUGUUUCUGCCGCUCAGUCAGGACAAAAUUGUUCUUUAUUCCAUCGUUAGGAUGAAGACAAGAAGAAGAAGAAAAAAAAUAUUUGUAAAGAUGCACUCGAGGCCUGAACCUCCCCCCCCCCCCCCCCUUCUCCCCCUCUCCAGUUUGUCAUUUUCUUUCACCGAGUUCAGAUUAAUUAAUAUUCUCAUCCACUUUUUUUUUUUAUUUUUCCAGCCGUGUUGUCUAUAUUGUAAAUCAAAAGUUGUACAGAAAGCCUAGUUUUUUUUUUUAACUCCACAGGGUUUAUCACUUUUAAGAUGCAUCUCUUCGUCUCUCAUCAACUCUCUCUUCAUUUUAUAUUGGGAAAAAAACAAAACAAGACUGAGUAUUUAAAAGUAUUUUCAGGGAUCAGUAAAAUGAAUGGAAGGGUUUAAAGGUCUGUUUAUUUAAAGAGCGAAAAAAAAAACACGCAAAAAACGCGGUCGUCCAGUGUAGAAAAACAAGUCGAACCUUUUUGAAAGAUUGUUUCUUGUGGAAACGUCUUCAUUUUUCAGCCCGUUUGCUUCCUAAUCAGAAUUGUGUAAAUACUGUAACUGUGAAUAUUAUAUAAAUAUAUAUAUUUUUGUUCCCUGGGAUUUGCUACGUGAAAACAGCUCCGAGGUUUGUGUAACAUACGAGGUGAGCGGCGAGGAGCUGGUAGCAGGACAUUCAGCUUGUGUCAAGCUUCCUUUUUUUUUUUGUUUGUUUUUUUUUUCAGUUGUAAAUUCUAUGAAAUGUUUGCGGUGUGGAGAACGAGAGAGAGAGAAAAAAACAUGGUGCGGAAUCGGCAUGAGAAGAAAAAAGAUGCGUCGGCUCAUGUCUAUUUAUUACACGACAAAUGUACGGAAAAAAGGAAAACGUGGAAAUAAAGCAGUUUUGCAUAAAUCCAUACACAAGUCUCUCUCUCUCUCUCUCUCUGUCUCUCUCUCUCUCUCUCUCUCAGUAGUGACACAAGCAGGAUGGUGCGACCCCACCAGGCAGUGUACGGUAUGUCAGUCCAGUGUCCGAACCUCAUCAUUUUUAUUGACAGUAAUUUAUUCAUAAUUUUUUAUUUUACCUUAGUAAACAUUUUGUAGCUACUUUUGUUAGCAUUUUAAACAACAAGCUAGUUCAUAUAGCACGGCUAACGUUUCACCUACUGUAUGUUUGACACAUUUCUACCAGAUUUUUUUUAUAUCUGUUUUAUAACUUUGACUUAAAGUUGCAUGGGAAAAUUUACAUGUAGAACACAGGACAUAAAGCUCCAUUAUGGAACAUAUUUUAUGAAA
Cynoglossus semilaevis (tongue sole) is the source of this 10796-nucleotide messenger RNA. RefSeq names its product SET domain containing 1B, histone lysine methyltransferase a (gene setd1ba). The coding region runs from base 2058 to 7508 and encodes 1816 amino acids. Gene Ontology annotation, cellular component: Set1C/COMPASS complex. The record is from RefSeq and is a predicted model, not a curated record. Gene Ontology annotation, molecular function: protein binding; histone H3K4 methyltransferase activity; RNA binding. The transcript is spliced from 20 exons. Lineage: Eukaryota; Metazoa; Chordata; Actinopteri; Pleuronectiformes; Cynoglossidae.